UUUUGUUGUGAAGCGUUUCGAAAAAUUUUCUAGUGAUCAAGAGUUUUUGAUUUAGCCGUCCAAUUCCAGUAUUCAGUAGCCCGUAAGAUAUACGUCGGAUUUCGGAGGAAAUCCCCAUCGGCAGGAAAAGUAAACACCGAAGAUUUUGUGGGCCGUGGUCUUGGAGGCUUCCGUGUAAAAAGUGGACUUCCGCGGAAAAAAGUGUAGUUUGUAUGCUUCUUUUUGCUAGUAGCCGGCAAAAAAAGUUUAAGUUCGCGUUUUGUUUUUGUCGCGACCUUAAUUUACAUUCCACUGAAGAGCUCAAGCGACGAUCCACGAUGACGUCAAUAAGUAAUUCCCCAGAGAUUCAAAUAAGACAACGGGAGGCGCGGCGCUUGAUUUGCACAGAAAAGAAAUGGACAAAGCGCGUCGUGGAACGAUAUAAAUAUCCGUACGCGACUGGGAUUAGUGUAGUAACAUAGUCAACAUGUCGGCAAUAAUAGCGGUAACAUUUCUCUUCCUACUAGGAGGUACAUCCUCACUCGGAUAUCGAUAUCAGCGGAUAUCGCCAGUGUCACAGCCAAUCGCUGCCUACAAUCAACCAGUAGCUUUUAACCAACCAGUUUCCAUUGAUCGGCAUCCUCAAAACCUUGGAAGAGUUGUUUAUGUGUCGGGACAAUGUGGAUGUUCACCAGGCCGACCAGGUCCACCAGGGCCACCGGGUCCAAAAGGAGAACCGGGCCACGAUGGGCGACCUGGUUUCGAUGGAGAAUCAGGACGACCAGGAAAGCGUGGGCCGCCAGGAAGUAUAGGACCCAGGGGACCACCAGGCCCAAAAGGCGAAACUGGACCAACAGGUCCUCGAGGCGAACAAGGUGACCCUGGACAUCCUGGCUAUCAAGGUGAGCCAGGAUUACCGGGUGAAUCAGGCCGACAGGGGCCAAUAGGACCAAUAGGACCACCUGGUCGCCCAGGUCCAUCAGCACAGUGGCGUCCCCCUCGUUUCGGAUAUGGACGCAAUGACUAUGAAGAAGAUAGCGACGAUGACUAUGACGAGGAAUAUGAGAAUGAAGAACCAACAGUUCGUGAAAGUCCCAGAAAGCCUCGGAAAAAUAAAUCAAAGAGAAAUGUGCGCGUACGAUCAGAAGAAAUGAGGUUCAAAGUCGGAUUACUGUUAGUGCUUGGUGUCUUACAACUACCGAGUGUGCCAUGCGAAUUGCUCAGAAGAAAACAUCCAACGUAUGAAUCACAUCAUAACAAACAUGGAGAACAUAACCACACGCAUCCUUUAUAUGGACAAAGUGCUGCUGUCACCGGUGCAGCACCCGGUCCAGCAUACCCGCCAUAUCAUCCAGGACAAGGAGUGAGUGGAUCACAACCCGGUGGAAUAUUUGCUGCCCAACAAAUUAUUCAUCAUCCAUCAGAUGGUAGACCCACCGAGGGUCAAGGACAAGGAAUCUUUGCAUCACAAGUGAUUGUAUCGGGAUCGCAGUUUUACCCAGGUUCUUCUCAUAUUCUACCAGCCUAUCCACCGUAUCAUCCUCCAUACCAUCCGCCGUAUCCAUACCCAGGACUACCAGGAUUACCGGGACCCCAGGGAGUUCAAGGAAUACCAGGAGCAAUAGGCCCACCAGGACCUCAAGGUGAAAAGGGAGACAAAGGAGAUCGUGGACCACUUGGAAGCACCGGAUUCCCCGGAAAGCCUGGGGCACAAGGACCUAUAGGACCUCCAGGUAUACCAGGAUCAAGUACGGGAGAACAGGGCCCGCCUGGACCUAUAGGCCCUCAAGGACCACCAGGUGAAGUAGGCCCUCCAGGUCCUUCUGGCGCUGGAUAUCCAGGGCAAACAGGCCCAGCAGGGCUUCCAGGUCCAACAGGCCCAACAGGUCCACAAGGCCCUCCAGGUGAAGGACAACCUGGGCCUGUUGGUCCUAUAGGACCUCCCGGUCCAAUCGGGCCUGAAGGUGCAAAUGGCUCUCCAGGAGAACCAGGACCACCCGGACCAGAAGGACCUCCAGGAGCGCCAACAAAACCAGGGCAUCAUUGGAAACCAGAAAAACCAAAUAAGCCAGAAAAGCCAACAAAACCCACCAAGGCUCCAAAACCUGAAAAGCCAACAAGACCUACACGGCCGCCAAGACCAUCGCGACCACCACGACCCCCUCGACCUACUCGACCAACACGACCACCUAAACCAAUUGAUUCAGAAGAAGAACUUUACGAAAUUCAUUACCCACUCUUUCCAGGCUUCCCAGUCUAUAUUCCCCACCCAGGUCUCAACCCGUGCAGUAAGUGUCCAACGCAACAACCAAACCCUGUGCCACCAACUCUACUUCCACCAACCGGAACCACAUCAACCGAAUUGCUGCCAACACAAUCUCCCCAAACUCAGCCUCCGACAACACAAUUUCCUCCAACUGAACCUCCACCCUCUCAACCUCCACCUACUCAAUCCGCAUCAACACCAUCGUUGCCAACUCAACCGACGCUAAUUCCAUCUCCUGGUAUUCAACAACCAGCACCACACCCACCUUUAGGGAUUAUAGAGCCUGAAACUCCAACAGCGGUUGAAACAAAUCCUACAGAAGUCGAGUUUCCGUCUGAUUUGGAAACAGAAUAUCCAUGGGAUAUUCGAACUACUGAAGUUGAAAACUCACCAACCCCUCCACAUCCUGCUCCCACAUCACCCUAUCCACUGACAUCUCCUUACCCAGAACCAUCAUCCCCCGAUUGUAAUGAUUCUUGUGACAAAAAGCUGGACCCAGUAUGUGCUACAGACAACCAAUCUAUACAACUUUUCAAUAAUGAGUGUGAACUGGAGUAUUACAUGUGCCAAAUGAAAACAAAGUGGAAGAAGGUGGACUUACACAAAUGCCGUUAUUUCAAACCCAAAGUGGAUAAUGAAUACGAUGAAGGUUACGAUAAGGAGAUGAACAGUAUUCACAUGGAAGAAAGAAGAUAUGCAAAUUUUUGGCCUCAAAAACCACAAAAGCAGCCGCCAAAACCUUUAAUAUUGGCAAUAUUGAAACCAGCGGAUAGUGCCGAAAUUAUAAGUGACGAAGAGAAACCGUAUAUCGUGGAAGGCUCACUUUUUCCAAGGGAACAGCAACCAUCAUUUAUGAACGAAAAGCAGCACGCAUUGCCGAAGCAAGGAGUUGACAUCAAUGAGGGAGGAAUGUCAGCAGAGUCUUCAAGCGAAUUGGAAGUUACAGACCAAGAUAUUCAACGCGAGAGUCCAACAACUGUUCAACAGGAAUCAUCCCUUAUGGCAAAUUCAGCAGUAAAGGACGAUGAGAAAAAAAAUGAGCCAGGUCAAGGAAAUAAAAUUACCACUAAGUUGAGGGCGAAAAACAAAAACCGAAAACUAGAGAGCACCGUUUAUCUUGUAUAGGUUCAUAACUUUUUAAAAGCAAUAAAUUCUUAAUAAAAUAUAUUCUAAGACUGUA
Messenger RNA from Hermetia illucens (black soldier fly), 3425 nucleotides. Its product is annotated as collagen alpha-2(VIII) chain-like. Lineage: Eukaryota; Metazoa; Arthropoda; Insecta; Diptera; Stratiomyidae. Gene Ontology annotation, molecular function: protein binding. The record is from RefSeq and is a predicted model, not a curated record. The transcript is spliced from 5 exons. The coding region runs from base 467 to 3370 and encodes 967 amino acids.